AUGGCAGGGGUCCUUGCAACAUCCUCUAUAUCUUUAAUGAUCGACUUCAGCAGAGCAACAUGUAUUUCUCCCAAUAAUUUUGAAUCCUGCAGAGAUACGAGGCUAAAUCAAUAUGAAGCAACUAGCAAGGCAGGUUUUAAUUAUCACCAAGAGGAUGACGGCCUCUGCAGUGAGGACGUCCUCUGCAGUGACAAGACUGGGACUCUAACCCUCAACAAGCUCACCGUCGACAAGAGCCUCAUCGAGGUCUUCGCCAAGGGUGUCGACAGAGACGGAGUUGUUUUGUAUGCUGCGAGGGCCUCUAGGAUGGAGAACCAGGACGCUAUUGAUGCUUCCAUUGUCAACAUGCUCGCUGAUCCUAAAGAGGCGAGAGCCGGGAUCAAGGAGGUGCACUUCCUUCCCUUCAACCCAGUCGAGAAGCGCACGGCCAUCACCUACAUCGACGAGAGCGGAAAAUGGCACAGGGCAAGCAAAGGCGCACCCGAACAGAUCAUCGACCUCUGCAACAUGACCAAACACGCCAAGCAUAAGGUCCACAAGAUGAUUGAUCAGUUUGCUGAUCGUGGCCUUAGAUCAUUGGGUGUUGCAAGGCAAGAAGUCACAGAGGCGACCAAGGAGAGCGAGGGCGCACCGUGGCAGUUCGUGGGGUUGCUCCCGCUCUUCGAUCCACCGAGGCACAACAGCGCUGAGACCAUCCGUCGUGCCCUAAACCUCGGCGUCAAUGUCAAGAUGAUCACAGGUGAUCAGCUCGCUAUCGGUAAAGAGACCGGAAGAAGGCUUGGUAUGGGGACUAACAUGUACCCGUCCACUAUUCUUCUUGGUGACAAAAACAACGAGCUUGACAUUGAUGAGCUUAUCGAGAAGGCUGACGGAUUUGCAGGAGUCUUCCCAGAAUUUAGAGGAUUAAGGAUUUGA
Molecule: messenger RNA, 915 nt
Organism: Asparagus officinalis (garden asparagus)
Lineage: Eukaryota; Viridiplantae; Streptophyta; Magnoliopsida; Asparagales; Asparagaceae
Product: plasma membrane ATPase 2-like
Exons: 4
Coding region: 1-915 (304 amino acids)
Biological process (GO): regulation of intracellular pH; proton transmembrane transport
Cellular component (GO): plasma membrane
Molecular function (GO): P-type proton-exporting transporter activity; ATP hydrolysis activity; ATP binding
Source: RefSeq, a predicted model, not a curated record